Sebastes umbrosus (honeycomb rockfish) is the source of this 5459-nucleotide messenger RNA. It is a transcript of the gene srpk2, whose product is annotated as SRSF protein kinase 2. The transcript is spliced from 15 exons. Bases 704 to 3388 code for a protein of 894 amino acids. Gene Ontology annotation, biological process: regulation of mRNA processing; protein phosphorylation; spliceosomal complex assembly. Gene Ontology annotation, molecular function: ATP binding; protein kinase activity. Lineage: Eukaryota; Metazoa; Chordata; Actinopteri; Perciformes; Sebastidae. The record is from RefSeq and is a predicted model, not a curated record.
UGCAGAGCUGCAGAAGGCCUGAUAGAGCCAGCUAGACGGAGAGAGAGAGAGAAAGAGAGAGAGGGAAAGAGAGAGAGAGAGAAGGAAGGGAGGGAUACAUAGACUGAGACAGACACACACACACACACACUGUGGAUCUAGAGCUUCACUUCAUCACCCAGUCCAACCAGAGACACCAGAGAGAGGAAGGAGACAAAGGGAAGAGGAGGACAAAUAGGAGCUUCAGGGAAAGUGAAAGCGAGGCAAGGUGAAAGAGGAGAAGGAAGGAAGGAAGGAAGGAAGGAAAGGGAGGGAGGAAGGAGGCUGGGGCAUGAGGAGGGGCGCCUGACUGACAUUGCUGCUCUCGCUAUCAGCUCACACACACACCGAUGUAGGCAGACACACACACACACACACACACACACACACACACACUAAGCCAGAUUGUUGCUGCUCUUUUUUUUGUAUCCCUUCUUGGAGCCUUGUCCUCCAUCCUUUCUUCUCCUCUGAGUGAGAGGACAAGGGAGGAAGAGGAGGAGGAGGAGGAGGGAAAAGGACAAGCAGGAGGAGGAGGGGAGGCAGUAACCCUCUCCUCUCCUUUUACUCAGACACACAGCACAGAGAGAGAGAGAUAGGCUGAGAAGAGUGAAAAAGGAGCUUUCUGUUCUAUUUCGCCGUCUCCUGUGGUCCCUCUCGGCCAGCGAGCGGCUAACAGGCACCGCUCAUGUCCGUGAACUCGGAGAAAUCCUCGUCCCCCGAAAGGCCUGAGACCCAGCAGAAAGCCCCGGUGACCGCCCCUCCUCCCCCGCCGCCCCCUCCGCCUCCCCCUGAGCCAGCAGGGCCCCCGGAGCCGGAGGAGGAGAUCCUGGGCUCCGACGAUGAGGAGCAGGAGGACCCCGCGGACUACUGCAAAGGAGGGUACCAUCCGGUGAAGAUCGGGGAUUUGUUCAACGGGAGGUACCAUGUGAUCAGGAAGUUGGGGUGGGGCCACUUCUCCACCGUAUGGCUAUGCUGGGACAUACAAGUGAAGAACUUUGUGGCGAUGAAGGUGGUGAAGAGCGCUCAGCAUUACACGGAGACGGCGCUGGAUGAGAUCAAACUGCUGAGAUGUGUGAGAGAGAGUGACCCUGCCGACCCCAACAAGGACAUGGUGGUUCAGCUGAUAGACGACUUCAAGAUCUCUGGAGUCAACGGCAUACAUGUGUGUAUGGUGUUCGAGGUGCUCGGCCACCACCUGCUGAAGUGGAUUAUUAAAUCCAACUACCAAGGUCUGCCGCUGCCGUGUGUCAAGAGCAUUAUCAAACAGGUCCUGCAGGGUCUAGACUACCUCCACACGAAAUGUAAAAUCAUCCACACGGACAUCAAGCCGGAGAACAUCCUGAUGUGCGUAGAUGACGCCUUUGUGAGGCGUAUGGCGAUGGAGGCGACCGAAUGGCAGAAAGCUGGAGCCCCCCCACCGUCUGGAUCGGCAGUUAGCACAGCCCCCCAGCUCAAACCGGUGAGUACAACAGAUGUGGGGAAGAUCUCCAAGAACAAGAAGAAGAAGCUGAAGAAGAAACAGAAGCGCCAGGCCGAGCUGCUGGAGAGGCGGAUGCUGGAGAUCGAAGCUCUGGAGAGAGAGGCCGAGAAGAAGGAGGAGAGAGCCAAAGACGGGGAAGAAGAGAAAGAGGAGCACGAACGCGACCCGUCCUCGCCGCUGCAGCCGCCGACGCCGCACCUGGGCCCCAGCAUGGCCCUGGGAGAGAGCGACGAGGACGACGACGAUGAGGAGGAUGGGGAAGACGAGGAGGAGGAGGGAGGAGAGAGAGAGAGGGAGAGGCCCGUCAGGUUGACCAAUCAUACAUGCGCAGCACCUCCCCAGGAGCAGAGCAACGCACUCCACAUCUCUGAUGAAGACCCCGACGAGGAAGAGGAGGAGGAGGAUGAGGAGGAGGAGGAUGAGGAGGAGGAGGAGGAAGAGGAGGAAGAGCCCACGCCUACCGUUGAAAAAGAUGCCCCCAUUCCCUCCAAUACAGAUGAAGGUAAUGUAGAUCAGACACAAGCAGAGGUAGAGGACGAGGAUGAGGACGAGGAGGGCGAGGAGGAGGAGGAGGAGGAGGAGGAGGAGGGAUUAAAGGGGGCAGAGGAUGGGAAUGAGGAAGAGGAGAAGGUAGAGGAGGAGGAGCAGGAAGAAGAAGAGGAGGAGAAAGAGACUGAAAGAGAGGAGAACGAGAAAGAGGAGCCAAAGACUGAGAACAAAACAGAGGAGGCAGCAGUGGUGGAGGAUAAGGAGUCAAAGGAGCAGGAGGGGCAGGAUGAGGAGGACGAGGAGGAGGAAGAGGAGGAGGAGGAGGAUGAUGAUGACGACGACGAGGAUGACGACACGACCACGGAACUCCUCACGGCCUCCACCUCCCCCAUCAAACCCCACAACAACAAGAGCAAUUCGGUCAAAACCAACGGUCACGUUCUGUUGGGAUCGGAGGGACUGAAACCGAAACCCGGCAAUCCGCCGCCUCCAUCGCCGACCCCCGAGCCUCUCCUCUGCCCCCUGGUGGAGUCCGAGCUCAGCUACACGGACAGGGACAACUCUCUCAGCUCCGGUUACGAGCUGUAUAACGGCGACCUGGGCGAGCCGGGGCUGACCAACGGCGGCAGUGAUCGUGAUCGUGAUCGUGACCGUGACCGUGACCGUGACCGUGAACGCCAUCGGGCCACCGUGCCUAUCUUCCCCGACCUGCCCUUGGAUCCCAUGCCGGGAAACCCCAUUUCCGUAGGAACGGUGGACAUCGGAGCAGGCCGGUCGCCCAACAGCCCCGUCGCUGACCGCAGUCGCACUGUGUCGUCCUCGAGCACGGGAGACACACCCAAAGUCAGGGCCAGAGCUGCAGAUCUCCUGAUCAACCCACUAGACCCGCGCAACGCCGAGACUAUUCGAGUCAAAAUCGCUGAUCUUGGAAAUGCCUGCUGGGUGCACAAGCACUUUACAGAGGACAUCCAGACGAGACAGUACCGUUCCAUUGAAGUCCUGAUAGGAGCUGGUUACAGCACGCCUGCAGACAUCUGGAGUACUGCCUGCAUGGCUUUUGAGCUGGCUACUGGAGAUUACUUGUUUGAGCCCCACUCUGGAGAGGACUACUCCCGUGAUGAGGACCACAUCGCUCUGAUCAUGGAGCUCCUUGGGAAGGUCCCGCGCAAAGUGUUCGCUGUCGGGAAGUUCAGCCGAGAGUUUUUCUCCAAGAAAGGUGAGCUGAGGCACAUCACCAAGCUGAAGCCGUGGUCCCUGUUCGACGUGCUGGUGGAGAAGUACGGCUGGGCGCACGAAGACGCCGGCCACUUCACCCACUUCCUUCUGCCCAUGCUGGAGAUGGUGCCUGAGAAGAGGGCCUCGGCUGGCGAAUGCCUCAACCACCCCUGGCUCAACUCGUAGCCGCGAUCUCUGAUCAGACACCCUCCUCCCUUUGUCCCCCCCAACAGUUAGCCCAAACAUCACCCCCUGGUGGCGGCCCGUGGAACGACAGUGUGGAGAGAAGCCGGAGACAAACAGAGUCGGGAGUAGAUGAUUCCUUCCUGCCCUUUCCCACACAUCCAUUUCAUGCUUCUCUGAGUAGGCUUUUAGUCCCACACAAGCCCCUCAUCUUUUCCCAUAAGGAAUGUAAAGACUUAUGGAGAUAACAUGACAUAGUAGCUGUGUCUUCCAAAAAAAAACUCCCAAAAUAGAUAAUUUGAAGAUGGAUGCUGCUCAUGUGAAAGGGGAGAUGUCAAGAUGUCAGCCCGUCCCUUCCCUCUUAAUCUCCUCUGGAUUCUCAGUUUUACCUUGUUUGGAUCCAGUCAUGGACCGCUGACAGCUGCUGAUCUUUUUCAAUGACGUGAAAAGAAAAGUCAACGAGAAGCUCAGUCUGCCAUGACCUUUACAUAGCCCGGGCCUCAGAGACAGACACUUUAGUGUGUUUUUAAGAGAGAUAAUGAGCACAUGUGCCUGUGCUCAAGAUCUGCCUACAUAGACCCGUCUCCUCUCUUUCCAGCCCACUUCCCUCCCUCACCCUUUGCUAUGGAAGAAACCGCCCACAUCAGACUAAAAGUUUACACCCUGAUUUCUUCCAUGAAUCCCAAAAAGCCUCUCUUACCUGUUUGGUUCUCCAUAUACCCCCCUCUUAAAUGUGUGUGGGGGAGCACCUCAGAGAACUGGAGGGCAGCCAGUCCUCCAGGGGGGGCGCCACUCUGACAAAGACGGACAGAAAAAGUGCGGGAUGAGCAACAAAAAAAAACAAAAAUACAAUCAUCUCGACACGGAGGAGGACUGCUUGGUCUUUAAAGACUAUUUUUAAAAUGCAUGGAGAGACUGAUGGAUCAGCAUGAACGGAUAUAUGACAAAACGGACGAUGGAUGCGUUGUUUUAUUUGUGCAUUUCUUUCCCGUUUCAUCACCUCUCUUGGACAUUCUGUUAGAAAGAAUUACGUUAGGAUAUUUUGGUGCCCCGUGUGAGGAACGUUACAACCCCUUCUUCUCCAGCUUUUGACAUUCCUAAAUCUUGGUCCUCUGCCAUCAUUCCUGACUUUUAUUCCCAAGAAGAGUCCUGUAGUGGCACGUUUACCUGAUCUGAUUGGUACUAUUCCCCCCUUUUUUCCCCCCCUAUAGAGGAACUCUGUGAUCCCUGAGCUACUCCAGAAAGGGGAUGGUCACACGGAGGUUGCACUUGUCUUUGUAGAUGUCCUUCAGGGAUUUGAAACCUUUGUACAUAGAACUGAGAUCUUGCAACGCAGAUAAGCGACAAAGUGGACAAAGUUUCAACACACAAGCAUCAUUCCAAAAAAAAAAAAACGGAGUCUCUUGUUGGCAUAUCUUGACUUCCUCUGAUACAGUGGAGGACGGGGGGGGGGCGGGCCGCCAUAGCUCCGGCCCUGGAGGAAUGUUCAGACUGAACUGUGCCACUCAGUGGCUGAAUGAGAGUACUGCAUUUGCCACACACUGCUGCUGCUGCUGCUCUCAGUGCCAACGCUCCAAGACGUUCCACUAUAUCUCUCCACUUAAUCUCUAUUUCUCUGUCACACACACACACACACACACACACACACACAGACACACACACAAAUACUCGCAUCAUCACAAUUAGUCCAGUUGCCUAUUUUUCGCAAUAAAUGAAAAAAAGAUGACUAUAAGUAAAUGGUGAGAUAUUUUUAAAAACUAUUUAAUUCAUUAAAAAAAGAGGAAAAAAAAAAGAAAACAACUUUUCUCUGGUUGUUGUGACCGUGACAGAAUCUCGUCUUAUACUGAGGUGAUUGUGUUUGUCUUUUAGAGAUGUUUUUAUUUCUUUUGUCAUCAUUAUUAUUAUUAUUAUUAUUAAUUAUUAUUAUUAUUGAAAGAUUUUUUUACACAGUUGUCACCUCUCCCCUCCCUCCUUACUUGAACAGUGCUGCUCUAUCUGGGCUCUUGAUGGUGAUGAAAAAAAAAAAAAAAUCAACAGUUUUGCAAUAAAGGGUUAUGUGAUGAGUUUUUUUUUU